GGGCGCUGGGAGGGGCGAGGACGCGCAGGACGAGGACGGGCGCGGGGACAGAAGAGUUCGCGACACCGUGGCGCGAGCGGUGCAGCGGGGGGUGGGCGGGCGAGGAGGCGCGAGACGCAAGACGCGAGGCGGAGAGAGAGCGCGCCGAAGUUCUGCUCGGUCGGUCCUGCCUGUGUGUGUGCUGGGAGCGCGCGCACACAUACACGCGGAGGGACUCGCGGCCAGCGCGGCGCGCGGACCUUCAACUCACAGAGCAACCCCCCCCCCCCUCAGCGCACCCGGACCCGGUGCCACGUCGGAAGCUCGACCACGGCACGAGGAGUUUCGGCGGCGAUCCUCGGAACUCACUCACUCACUACCCCCCCGACCCCCCCGAACCCCCACCUCCACCCCCAUCCCGGACGGGCCGGCGGAGAACUUUUGAGCUGAAAGCACAGAGGAGAUCGAUCGGUCGAUCCGACGGACCCGGGCCCGGCGGCGGAUGCUCUCCUCGCGUGACCCCCUCGUCGGCUGGCGGUUCGGCGCGAUGCGGCGGCAGUGAAGCCUCGGCGAUGGCGUCGGCCGUGUUCGAGGGCACCUCCCUGGUCAACAUGUUCGUGAAGGACUGCUGGGUGAACGGCGUGCGGCGCCUCAUCGUGAGCCGGCGCGGCAGGGAGGAGGACUUCUUCGAGAUCCGGACCGAGUGGUCGGACCGCACCAUCCUCUACCUGCACCGGAGCUCGUCGGACCUGGGCAGGCUCUUCAAGCGGCUCGCCGACUCCUUCCCGGAGGACCGGGGGGAGCUGUCCAGGUCGCCGCUCAUAGACGGGCUUGUGAAGAUUAAAGAGGCCAGUGAUAUUGAGACCAGGUUGAACGAGGUGGAGCGGCUACUGAAGAAUGUUAUCAACAUGCCCUGGAAGUAUUCCAGGUCCGAGGUGGUGCUGACUUUCUUCGAGCGAUCUCCGCUGGACCAGGUGUUGAAGAACGACAACGUCCAUAAGAUCCAGCCGUGCUUCCAGAGCCCAGUGAAAAUAUCCGAGAUCAUGCGAUCCAAUGGGUUCUGCUUGGCCAACACAGAGACCAUCGUGUUUGACGAGAAUCUACCCCAAGACAAGGAGAGACCCCCAUCCACAGACUCCGCCGAGCACCCGUUCGAGAACAGCGAGGAGUUCUUGACGGCGGAGCCGGAUAACAGUGAUGACGACCCAGAGGCCUAUGUCACCAAUCUGUCCUACUACCACCUGGUGCCCUUUGAGACGGACAUUCUCGAGUGAUGGCAUCCUGGGGAUCUCCCUACACUUCCCCUCAUACCUUGACCUGGCUGUGCGCUCAUUAUACUCCCAACGCCAGUGGGAAUGUCCUCUCCAGGAUGUGUGACCCUUCUGGGCACGCUGCUGUGCAGGUUCAGCAAACCUUUAGCCGGGACGUUACCUUCACACUAGGAAGGAGGUUCGAGACCAUGGUUCGGGGGGUGGAAGAUGACUAGCUCGACCUGUCUGGAUCCCAUUGAGAAGAUCUGAGAAGAUUCUUUUCUCGUUGUUUCGAAGCUCCUUCUCUUGCCCCUGGGGUCUCGCUGCUGCCGGAGUUGCCUUCACACUUGACGCAGUUUGUCGGAUCUGUGCCUUCACCAGAUCUCCAGUUAGGAACAUCGCUGACGCUUAACCUCCGUGGAUGAUGCCGUUUCCUGUAAGCUGUUCGCUGCUCAUCCGAGGAUAACUGUUCUACCCGGUCUUUACCCGGCACCACGCUACUCCGACCAUCUAGAAAGACGUAGUACUCCUGGCCGUUUUACAUGAGCGUGAUCUCACCCCAGAGCAGGUCUGUAGGUAGACCAGGCUGUCCUUUCUUAAAAACAGCAACCCCCAAACAGAAACCCUCUGCAGAGCCUCAGAUGAGCUCAUCUGCCAUUGGGAGACAGGUUCUGGCACCCGGACUCAGUGGAGCCCUCAUCUGGGACAAGGCCGUAACACAAUAGGCCAACCAUCCCCGGCACUUCCCUUAACUUUCCUGUUGGCUGGAGCUUCCGUUCUCAGAACCAGGGUGAGAAAUCGUCAUCUGCGAUGUUUCCUGCUCAGCGGAAACAGUUCCCGGCUCCAAAGGCUUUUCCUUGUAUCCAAAAGACAGGCAAGGAGGACAUUUCUGAUGUGGGCGUUUUGCGGAAGUUUCCAGAAGGCAGCACUUUAAGCAGCUUUCGUGCGUUACAGUGGGAUCCUCGUUAAGGGAAAAGUACCGAGCACCGUUCGCUGAGAAAAUUUGUUCGAUGGUCACAACCGGCUUCUUGCUGCCCACGCUGGAACUGCUCAGAAACCACUUGCCGUUACAUCUGAAAGAACCAUGCGGCUGUGCGGGGACGUGUUGCGUGCGCUCUUUCCAUUAAUGGAUGAGUUGCACCUAUUUGUAUUCACUCCAUUUAUCAAAAGCGGAGACGUUAUUUUACAUGACAGAUAGCACAUUCGAUUCAAUAGAAAUUAAAAUGUUAACAGAUUUUUUUUUUUAAACAAACCGGUCCAUACUAACAAGUGACACUAAAUAAUAGUGUUUGUGAAAUGUGAUUUAAGGCCUAGGUCAGGGUCGAGCAUUCGGAACCUGCCAGAAAUUCGAUGUCUGCUCAAUGCUUGGAGUCCCUCUGCCUGCGGUGCCUGCAUGAACUGCGCAGCUGGAGCUGCGCAAACGGCCUCGGCGGCGCCACCUGCUUUUAAAUUUCAGCAACUGUUCGAGCUGCACGGAGUCCGGUCCAUUCAUCUGAGCGGACCUCACGGACCAGCCUGUCACGCACGCGCCGUUGAUCCGUAAUUCCGCAGUUGGGUCUGUUCGUCCGUGUCAGACAGCCUUUGCCAGGAUGUGAGACUGCUCUUUCUUGUAGUCAAAUCUGCAGGUGAACUGAGCUGAAAUCACAUCUCAUGGUCUGUACACAUUAAUAUAACUUUUUUUUUUUGCAUAACAGAAUAAAAGAAACCAUUGUCUAUUUGAUGUUAGUAAUUUCGUAUAGUGCUCUGGUUCAUCAUUUUUGUGAAAUUCCAGGACGUUCAAGAGAACAAAUAGAGAUUCUGCCAUCAAAGCGCGCUCUGGGUCCAGUUGACUGGCUUCCAGUGGCGGCUCGAGCCUCUUCCUGGAAAUGCCGCUACUUGGGGCUCCGUUUGGCUCUACCGGAGGCCCUCGUGUCAUCUGCCCUUCUGCGUUUGUGGACCAGUCGCAGUCACACGCCAAAAGUCGCAGUGACUUUCCAGGGUCGGGAACUUUGCGUGUGACAAACUCAACACCAGUGCCCUGCGUCACCGCAGCGUAUUAUUAACCGAAGAGAAAGUGCUUUUAUAACUCAGUCUUAAUUUUAUUCAGUGUGAAGAACUGUAUUUAUUUUUUAGAAAGGAAGUAUUUUAACAUUAGAUUGUGUACCAGUUACAGUGCUGAAUGACCAUCCUUUGACAGCACAAACGGUGAAAAUAUUUUGUGGCCAACGGUGCGACAUCGAUAAACAUUUACGGGGCUUCAAUUUCCGCAACGUGGACACAUCAGAGCACUUUGUAAUCUUAGUUUUUGAAUGAGUGAUAUUUAAGGGGGGUAUUAUUUUUCAUAUUAAUA
This is a messenger RNA of Scleropages formosus (Asian bonytongue), 3558 nucleotides long. RefSeq names its product PX domain containing 1a (gene pxdc1a). The transcript is spliced from 5 exons. Bases 552 to 1253 code for a protein of 233 amino acids. Gene Ontology annotation, molecular function: phosphatidylinositol binding. The record is from RefSeq and is a predicted model, not a curated record. NCBI's taxonomy places the organism in Eukaryota, Metazoa, Chordata, Actinopteri, Osteoglossiformes, Osteoglossidae.